This is a messenger RNA of Penaeus vannamei (Pacific white shrimp), 2247 nucleotides long. RefSeq lists its product as uncharacterized. NCBI's taxonomy places the organism in Eukaryota, Metazoa, Arthropoda, Malacostraca, Decapoda, Penaeidae. Gene Ontology annotation, molecular function: protein binding; transmembrane signaling receptor activity; extracellular ligand-gated monoatomic ion channel activity. Gene Ontology annotation, biological process: regulation of membrane potential; monoatomic ion transmembrane transport; nervous system process. Gene Ontology annotation, cellular component: synapse; plasma membrane; neuron projection. The record is from RefSeq and is a predicted model, not a curated record.
UACAGGAAGAAGACCUGUGUAUUCCCCGCAGAGAAAAUAAAUAUAUAAUGAUGGGGUAUGCCUAUCUGAACUACUACGAGGCACGGGAUUAUUGCAUCGCCUACGGUGGGAACUUGCCCAACGUAUCCGAAUCUUCAACUUGGGACUUUUUCGUAAAGGUCUCAAUGCAGAACUACACCAGUUUGCUGUCUGUUUGGGCGAAUGACUGUUUCAGAUUUAUGGCUUAUGAAGGCAACUACGAUAUCAUGCCAUACCGGUGUUUGGAUGAUUUAAAAGCAUUAGCAUGUGAAGUGCCGAAGACCCAAAGAUUUGAAAUCCGUGCGGACAAUGAUGCGGAGGAAGAAGCCUUUUACCUUCUCCCCUACAGUUUCAAACCUGCAUUUCUUGCUUUGUCUGGAAGGCAGAUACAGACAGACGGGAAUUUACUUACCCUCCUCGAUUCAGAUGGCCAGAAGGUGGCUUCUGCAGUUAACAAUGGAUUACAACCUGUAGGGCGUUUCGAAUGGAAAUAUGAGAAUGAAGAAAAGAGGGUCUUUACCUUCACUGCUUGCUCAAAGGACGAAUUUACAUGCAGCAACGGGUUGUGCAUUGAUCUGAACAAACGCUGCAACGGAAUAGAAGAAUGUUCCGACGGCAGCGAUGAGGAGUGCUCUAUCUUGCUGCCCCUGCCAGCCACAUACCGCAAAGAGCGUCCUCAUAAGUUUUUCACGGAUCUUAACCUCACUGUGGCCGCGAUGGAUGUCCUUGAGGUCGAUGUCUAUGAGAAUGUAAUCAGGGUUAAUACCGAGUUUCGCACUAGCUGGCGCGACGGGAGAAUCCACCUGUCCCAGAUAAGCGCGACGGCCUCAGAAAAUGUCAUCGAUGCCGCCGACAUUUGGGUGCCGUCCAUGGAACUCAACAACGCCGUCUUCAAGGACAUUCUCUCUCACUUAAGGAGAAGCGAAGUGAGGGACGUCGUCUUGGCUCAUCGAGAAACGUCUGGUACUAUACUAACACAAGAGGGGUUGGAAGGAUAUACGUACAACGCGAACCAGGAUGCCUUCUUGGAGUUGGUCGAAAUCUUCGAGGCUUCGUACAAGUGCCACUUCGAGCUCGGUCUCUUCCCCUUCGACGUCCACGUGUGUUCAGUUAACAUUUCGCUUCGGCAGUUUAGCAGAUCCUUCAAGGCCGUUUUUCGCGAUAUUGACGUGUCGACGGCGCCCAAGUCCAAGAAGCUCCCCUUGAUCACGCCGUCUAAGUUCUGCUACAUCCCUCACGCUGAUGACAACGGUGACAUCACAAAAGUUACGUUUCAGGUUCUCCUCAGAAGACGUUAUGCUUCUUACGUCUUCACGACCUUCAGCCCAUGUUUGGUGUUGACCCUUAUCGGCUACAUGACCCAGUUCUUCAGUCAUGAAAACUUCAGCGACCGCAUCAUGGUGACCCUCUCGUGCCUGAUCGUCGUGGCGGCCCUCUUCUCCCAGAUCGCCGCCACCGUCCCCGCCUCCGCCUCCCACAAAGCCAUCGACGUGAUCUUCCUCAUUAUCAUCGUCCGCCUCUUCCUCGUUGUCCUCCACCACUCGGUCCUCUUCCUCAUCCGAAGGUCGGUCAUGAAGGCGAAGGAGGAGGCACUGGAAUCCGGCAUGGAGGGCGGGGGCGCUGUUCCCGGUCCUGCGCUGUACCAGGCUCCCAAGAAGUUCCUUUUGCCGCCGUGGACCGGGCAAGGACCAGUGACGCCAGCCAUGGUCCAUAAGGGCCACAAUCCCCCGUCAGCUUGGGCAGAACUGGACCCAAUGGCCAAGAAAGGAAAACAACAGGAAAGCAACAAGGAGGUCAGGGCAUACGAUGAAAUCUUCAACAUUUUCAGCAUCAGCUUUGGAAUGCUGGUGGACGUGUUGUGGAUCUCGCUGUACUAUUACAGCAUCAGCAGUGAAAGGGACCUCGUCAUGCAAGAGUUCGAGAAGUGUUUGGAAACCAUGAGAGCUAUUGAUUAACCACAAAUAAUGUUGGGAGAGUGGAUAGAGAAAUCCAUAUUUCAUAUCUCUUUAAAUUAUCUAAAAAAUUAUAGUAAUAAGAAAAAUCAAGCCAGUAUGAUUGUCUUUUAGGUUAAUAUGAUACUGAAUAUCAAAACUAUAUUAAAAUAAUCAAUAUUACAUUAUCUGGCACGGUCUUGGUACGUCAAAUACUGUGUGAAUCUUUGUAAUGUUUGCACGUGUCCUUGUGCUUUCCAGAAGGCAUAUUGUAAAAUUUUGAGAAACAUGUUUUUAA